Molecule: messenger RNA, 3171 nt
Organism: Camponotus floridanus (Florida carpenter ant)
Lineage: Eukaryota; Metazoa; Arthropoda; Insecta; Hymenoptera; Formicidae
Exons: 11
Coding region: 688-2295 (535 amino acids)
Source: RefSeq, a predicted model, not a curated record
CGAGGCACAUCCACCAACCACCUCCACCACCGCCGCCGCCGCCGCCGCCACCGUCACUUACCUCUCCACUACUACUCCAGUACGUCAUCGCCACCUCCAUCGUAGUCAUCACCGUCACUGCGGUCACCUCUACUCCACGUUCUACGUCUUUCUCCUCCCUGCUGAUCUUCCCACCUUCCGCGACCGUGGAAGAAGAGCGCGGCGGCCACCGGCGCGGCGGUUAUCUCAGAGUGUUACGACCAGAGAAUAGAGUUGCGCAGACGUUGCUCUAUUUCGGCUCUAGGCACGCUCUCGUCGUCAAACAUCGCGCGAAUUUCCGCGAGCGUUUACACCUAUCAUCGGUGGAGUGAAAGAGAAAGAGAAAGGGCUGGUUGAUCUCUCUCUGGGGUGAUUUCUCUGUUCUUCGUUGUCGCCCUCGGAGAAUCGCGCGCGGAAUGUUCGACUGACUUCCGCAGUGGAAGUGGAUACGCGUGUCGGACGCGCACAAGUGGAGGAGGACUUGUACAGCAGCCACAAGUGGUGAACGGAAAUUGCGGACGUAUAUAUCCGUGUAUACGCGCCGCGCGCACCUUUCGCUUUCUACGAGUGAUACUGUGAUUCGUGAUAGAGACCUCGGGGUAAUACUCGGAAGCUGCUCUCUUCUCACCGGACGGUCGCGAGGGGUCGAAGGUGAUCGUCAGGUAGUGCAUGGCUGACGCGAGGAUGGAUCGGAAGAUCACGCUAUAUAUCGCCAUUUGGAUGCUGACGGUGGUCACGCCGAGGUGUCAGGCAACCAAUCACGAAAACGCGGAGGUGGAUGGGAACUCCGAAGAUUCUGCCAUCGACGAUGCGACCGAGGAUUAUUGGGGGAGUAGCGGAUCGGGACCCGAUGAGGAUGAUUCCCCUCGAAACGAAACCAGAGAAGCGUUAACUCACGAGGCCAGCGACCACGAUACUGUCGUAUACGUUGGCGAUGGUGCCGCUUAUGUACCAGUUCCAUCGUUAAAGAACCGACCUGUGAAUUCGAAUCUUCAAGCCCUUCAAACACUUCAAGGCUUGCAAGGGCUUUCUACAGGAGGAGGGACAGGCGUAAUCGGUGACGAGGAUUGGAGGAGACAUCCAGAGACCUGGGAUCGCGAACAUCGAAGAUACAGACCCAAUACAACGCGAGUGCAACAUAUCGAGGCGGAAUGUCAAGACGACUACAUGAAAAUCAGAAUUGGAUUCAACGGAUCUUUCGCCGGCCUCUUAUAUUCAGCAGGCUACUCGUAUGAUCCUGAUUGCAUGUACGUUAACGGGACGGGCCGCGACUACUAUGAAUUCUACAUUCAGUUGAAUCGGUGCGGCACCCUCGGCGAGAACACUCAUCAUCAGGACAGCAGGAAGAAUCCUACGAAAAAUCUGAUGUGGAACACGGUCACGGUCCAGUACAAUCCAUUGAUAGAGGAGGAAUUCGACGAGCACUUCAAAGUUACCUGCGAGUACGGCUACGACUUUUGGAAGACGGUGACAUUUCCCUUUCUUGAUGUCGAGGUCGCCACGGGAAAUCCCGUAGUCUUCACCCUGCAGCCUCCUGAGUGCUACAUGGAAAUCAGAUACGGUUACGGGACCACUGGAACUAGAGUGGCUGGACCAGUUCGCGUCGGCGAUCCCCUGACUCUCAUUAUCUACAUGCGCAGUAAAUAUGACGGUUUUGACAUCGUUGUGAACGAUUGCUAUGCGCAUAAUGGCGGCAAUAAGAGAAUUCAACUGAUCGAUCAAUACGGAUGUCCGGUCGAUGAUAAAUUGAUCAGUCGGUUUCGAGGCUCUUGGUCGGAGAGUGGUUUAUUCGAGACGCAAGUCUUCGCUUACAUGAAGACCUUCAGGUUCACGGGAUCACCGGCCCUAUAUAUCGAAUGCGAUGUUCGCAUGUGCCACGGAAGAUGCCCGAGUCAACCUUGCCACUGGAGAAAUGCGAAAAACGUAGUAAAACGAUCAGUGUCGGAAAUGAUUGGUGGACCAUCGACACCGGCAACUAGUCUGUCAGAGAACGUGAAUCUCUUCCAGUCCCUUCGCGUCCUUCAGGAAGGCGAGGCAGAUACGGAAUUGUUCCAAAAUUCCACGAGCGCUUUUCGCAGUGGGCUUAGCGAAUCUACGACCGAGAGAGUGUGCUUGAGAUCUUCUGUGGCCAGUACAAUAGUGGGAGUCGGCUGCGGAUUCUUUUGUAUCAUGGCCGGCACGAUACUGGUCAUGUGCUCGCGAAUGCGACGACACGCGCGAGAAAAAUUAUUGUCGGACAGCAUAAGUUACAUGACACAUAAGGGGCGGAUCAAUUAAAAGUAGCGCUAGCGCGCGCGGAGAAGUCUGUUUCUUCUCUCUUUCGUCUGGUCGGCGAUAUCCUCGCAUCUCCCUCGCAUCUCUCGGAGUUAUCCAGAAGAGAAUGCUCUGCCGAUAAGAUAGAAAUGCGUAAUGUGUCGUUAAGAUAGAAAAUUAUCGAUAUAAAUGACUGAGCUAUCGAUAAACCGACGAUAUUGGCUGACAAAAGGUAUAAUCAGGUGACGCGACGAUGAUAAAUUAAUUUCUCACGAAUCGAAAGAGUAGCAAAUUUGUAAAAAUUUUAGAAGGGUUUCGUGUACUACUUUGUACUUAUUAACUUCUUAAGGUAAGCGUGGGAUUGAUAUAGUGCGAAGUGCCUUACAUAUAUUGAUAGUCGUUGAUAAUUCAGACUCCCAUGGAUAUAAUAGGUCUCACCGAUCCUUCGUGCGCGAAUGCUUUUUAUAUAUAAAUAAUAUUCGCUGCUAAUACUCUCGCUUCUCUCUUACUUAUCGGAAUCGAUAUUCAUUCGUCGAUUGAUGUUUUGUAUCGCGAAUGAAAUAUUCGUAGCGAGUUAUCGCUCGUCGAUUAAUAGAAUUUAACCGUCGAUAUAUUGCCACGAUCUCGGUGCCGAAUGUGCGAUCAAUGAAAUAAGACUUCGAUUGUUGCAUCACCGUACAAUUGUUUAUUCGUAAUUUAAUGCACUGCCGAACGAUUUGAUGUUUUUUUUUUCUGUUGCUUAUCUCGAUCUCGCAGGCGGCAUGUUUUGAGAUCAAGACGAACGUAACGUAAGUAACGACGCUUAAUUGCCGUUAAUAAGAUUCACUACUUAUAUGUUUACCUAUGUGGCAUUAUUCACCAUAUUCAGGAACGUGAAAAUUGAUCAUAUGUUAAUAAUUG